Messenger RNA from Histoplasma capsulatum G186AR, 1814 nucleotides. Its product is annotated as ribonucleotide reductase M2 B. The transcript is spliced from 4 exons. Gene Ontology annotation, biological process: deoxyribonucleotide biosynthetic process. Lineage: Eukaryota; Fungi; Ascomycota; Eurotiomycetes; Onygenales; Ajellomycetaceae. The coding region runs from base 18 to 1259 and encodes 413 amino acids. The record is from RefSeq and is a predicted model, not a curated record. Gene Ontology annotation, molecular function: oxidoreductase activity.
UUCACACCUUCUCUUCAAUGGCUGCUCAAGUAACCCCGUCGAAACAGGCCGCAUCCUCUCUGGAGAACCUCAAAAUGAACGACUCUCCUGCUAAGAAGCUCAAUUUCCAGCCUACCGGCAAGGAGAAUGCUCCAAUUCCAGUCCCUCUCGUCCUUGACCCCGAGCUCCUCAAGAAAACAGAGACUUCCGCUCGGAAACCUGAAGAAGGAGAGAAGAAAGCUCUGACCGGUGUAAAAGCCCUAGAGGCAGACGAGCCAUUGCUUCAGGAGAAUCCGAAUAGAUUUGUUUUGUUUCCGCUUAAGUAUCAUGAGAUCUGGCAAAUGUACAAGAAAGCGGAGGCGUCAUUCUGGACUGCAGAAGAAAUUGAUCUCUCCAAAGAUCUACACGAUUGGAACAAUAGAUUGAACGAUGAUGAGCGAUACUUUAUCUCACAUGUCUUGGCAUUCUUCGCCGCGUCGGAUGGCAUUGUCAACGAGAACCUAGUAGAGCGUUUUAGUGGAGAAGUUCAAGUUCCGGAAGCACGCUGUUUCUACGGUUUCCAGAUUAUGAUGGAGAAUAUUCACUCUGAGACUUAUUCUCUCCUCAUCGACACGUACAUCAAAGAACCAAAGCAGCGGACAUACUUGUUCGAUGCCAUUGAAACCAUUCCCUGCAUUCGCAAAAAAGCCGAUUGGGCCAUCCGGUGGAUCGAGGAUAAAGACUCUACCUUCGCGCAGCGUCUUGUUGCCUUCGCUGCUGUUGAAGGCAUAUUCUUCAGUGGAUCCUUCGCUUCUAUCUUCUGGCUGAAGAAACGAGGCCUCAUGCCUGGCCUGACGUUUUCUAAUGAGCUUAUCUCUCGUGACGAAGGCUUACACACUGAUUUUGCCUGUCUCCUUUUCUCUCACCUGCGCCACCGCCCCAGCCCAGAGGCUGUUGAGAAGAUCAUCACUGAAGCUGUCACGAUCGAGCAGGAGUUCCUCUCGGAUGCGCUCCCAGUCGCGCUUCUCGGAAUGAACGCAAAGCUCAUGUGCCAAUACAUUGAGUUUGUCGCUGACCGUCUCCUCGUUGCUUUGGGCAACAAGAAAGUUUACAACUCCACCAACCCAUUUGACUUCAUGGACAACAUAUCACUAGCUGGUAAGACCAACUUCUUUGAAAAGCGUGUUGGUGACUACCAAAAGGCCGGUGUCAUGGCAAGCACAAAGAAAGAGGCUGCGACCGACGAAACGGAGAAGCAAAUCGAAAAUGGAGGUGCAUUCAACUUCGACGAAGACUUCUAAGCGGUUUCGCGUCGUAGUUUCUUCUUGGGUUGGAUAGACUGUUUUCAUAUUCCCUCUUCCGUAUUUGACAUCUGACUCGUACCAUUCCGUUGUUCUUCUUGGGACUUCAUACCCUACAAGUGUAUUUUCUACAAUGCCCACUUCAGAUACCCUCCUAUGGUUUCCGCUCGGAUUGACCUGUACUUCUAUGUGUGGCUAUUUUUUUGGUGCAUGAUGCUCCGCUUGAUAUUCCCCUCCCCUCUCAUCCUGAGAUAUUGACUCGACGACUGUAUUUCUUCUAUUUUGUUUUCUUCCCCCCACUCGUCGUUUUGCGGGAUGGGUCUCAUGACAAGUUCUUACGUAUGGGUUACGGCGUUCCUACUGUUAUUUUGAAAUGUUUUUUCUUUCUUUCCGCAUUAUGUUUUAUCUGCAUUAUUUUUAGUUGGUAUCUCAACUCCUCAGUUUGAAGGUGUACCCGGAAAAUAAGGCACAGGACAGGCGGAGUUGAGAAACCCCUGCCUACGUUUCUGUAUAGUCUAGUUCUUGGUAAUCCAAAUAAUAUAUGUAUAACCACUG